Messenger RNA from Hypoxylon trugodes, 4145 nucleotides. RefSeq lists its product as uncharacterized. The record is from RefSeq and is a predicted model, not a curated record. The coding region runs from base 271 to 3690 and encodes 1139 amino acids. The transcript is spliced from 3 exons. Gene Ontology annotation, molecular function: NAD+ poly-ADP-ribosyltransferase activity. NCBI's taxonomy places the organism in Eukaryota, Fungi, Ascomycota, Sordariomycetes, Xylariales, Hypoxylaceae.
UCCUUUCUUUAAUAAGUCGUUUCGUAUUUCUAACUUACACAAACUACUGUAACUCGAUAUUCAAGCAGAGAGGAAAGACAUCGCAAUAUCUGUCUAAACUGUACACUGCUCUUCCCCUCCUUCAUAAUUCAAUGCUCAAAGCCUACAUCUAUACACACACUCUAUAUCCUCAAGAAAGUUAACGCAAGCUACUAAUACUAAUAUUACUCCACGGAGUAGGCCUUCUGGUUGGGGAAUAUUUAGGAUUGACACCUUCCAACGGGAUCCGCUAUGACGCCGUCAAAGGCGAGCUCUCGGUUCCAAGCCGACUUGAAGUCGGCCAUGGAAAGGAGCCAUCCCGAGAUCUCAGACGUCAAGAAGGGGGAUGCAUCAGACGAGUUCACCUUCAUAUUCAGCUUUCAAAGCGCAUCCGGCCCCUUGCGAGUCAAAAUAUGUGUACUUCCACAAGAUGUUCGAGGCUACCCAGAUUUCAAUUGCUUUCUUGCUUACACCGACAACGACGUGCCACAAGCGGUCGCACAGGUACUAGAAGAAUCCUUGGUCGAGACAAAAGGCAUGAGGGUUGAAAAAUUCCUCGAUAUAAUUUCUAAGAAGAUACGGAUUGCUUUGGAACCUGAGAUAGAAGAAGACAUUGCAAUGGUGGACCCAGAUGGCAUAGAGUCAGACGAAUGCCCUAUAGACGACACCGAUGACGACGCUAGUAUCGACGACGGAGAUGAUGACAAUAUCUAUGAUGAUGCUUUUAGUAUCCAAACGUUCCGUAUUCCACAGGCACCCAGAGUUUCUCCUCUCCAACCAGCUAUAUCUCUCUCACCCGCGCUUUUAGGGCGCGUGCGACGGGAUCUUCGGUCUGUGGUUGACGCGGGGUUCCACACGGGGAGGGUGUAUGGCCUAGAGGAUAAGAAGCACGAAACUGUCAUCUCGAUUUCGAUUCGUGUGAACAAGCUGGGUCUCUCAAAAGAGACGCGUGAGGCGUGGGACCUUGCAUCGUCGGGGUAUAUUGUUCUGCUUAUUCAAUACGUUCGAGGAUAUAGGACAUUCGAGGACGUUCUCGAGCGGUCGGUCGGCUCCGCCUGUCUGAAGUUUCGCCUGAGGAAGUGCAACAGCAAGAAACCGCCAACCCAACAGGCUGCUGAAACGUUUUCGGGCGAUAAUGUUUCGUUGGGAGGCCCAGAGCUUUUGCCUACUUGGAUCAGUGCAUCGAUCGAGGAAUUCAUGAAUAAUGAGUUUAUACCGUUAUUGAAGAUGAGGAAACGCUAUGGUGGCUCCUGGGAGUCGGCGAAUGAGUUGUUACGCUCCCGAAUUUUCGACCCGGGAGUUGACUCGUUGCCCGAUGCGGCUCCGGAUCAUGUUGAUGUAGGGGAAGCAAUCGGCAACAACAUAGAGGAGCCCACCAACGAAGCAAAACUGCCUACUUGUAUUGCCAACGACCACUUUCUAAGCGAUGGGGAAUUAUCCUUACCGCUCCUAGCCGCACAAUUUGCCUUAAGGUACUUAGUCAGAUGUACUGACUACUGCACAGCCUGUCAUCGAAAAAUGGAAGGCAAUUUUGAAGCAAUAAAGCCCUACGUCUGCGAUAGACCCCUGUGUCUUCAUCAGUACAUGAAUCUAGGGUUUGGACCGAGCAUAGAUUCUGAGAUUAUUAACAGGCCUCAAGUUGUCGAUCUCUUAAUCAGUUUCUGUUACGCUAGCAUAUGUUGUGAUGCUUAUUCUAAAAGAGUCGGCAUGCGAGAAUUUCCCACGGGGUUGGGCCUACAAGUACCAAAAAUCCGACUUAAAAAAGGCUCUACCACAUACUCCAAAAUUCAUGGAGGUGAGCUUGUGGACCCUAAAAAUGUCGUCUUCAAUUGGGACGAGUCUACAGCUAUGCUACCACCAGAGGACGACAACAUCAAUCUAAGCGAAGGCCAAUGGGUCGUUAUCGUAACGCAAACGGGUGCCGCAGGCACAAGUUCGCCAACAAUCGUACUACACCAUGCCCAUAUCGUAUCAAGAAGCGGCUUGAUUCUACUAUUGGACGUUGCAUCACGACAUACAUUGCCUUAUAUGAGCCGCCCCAUUCUCGAUGGCACAACGUACAAGCGUCAGACACCAAACGAAUCGUCGGCCUCUCUUGUGUUGUACAAUGAUGACUUGGAUGAUUUAAAUGACCAAUAUGAACAGGCGUUUUCUAUGAUGCUUGUACUUGCAGCCUUGCCAUCCGUAGACGAUAUGAGAUCAUACUUGAUGAGUAGCGGCUCUCCACCCCUGAAUAAAUGGGGUCGGAUGUCACGAGGUUCCGUGGACUUGUUACGGUGGAUUGUGGCUUCAAACCGAUCAUACAUUGUGCAGGUUGACGACACUCGAUCUCAUGAGAGGAUUCGCGGUGUUGAAGGCUGGAUACAAUUCAGGUUUGCUCAGGGAUCUCGAGAGAAAGAGGUACUUUUUAACGAAGCUCUGAAAGGUAUCGACAAACCACAGAAGACGCUCGUUGCAUGGCAUGGGAGUGCUCUGGAGAAUUGGCACAGUAUUAUUCGCCAGGGCCUAAACUACGACAUUUCCCUUCAUGGUCGAUCUUUUGGUAAUGGAAUUUACUUUGCUAGAGAUUUCGAUUACAGCCGUACCUACACAAACUCGGCUCACAUGGCUAUAUGGCCCCAGUCAGCUUUACAGGUACAGGGAGCCAUCAGUUUAAAUGAGCUCGUCAACGACACCAACUCAUUCGUGAACACAAAUCCCUUCUUCGUCGUACAACAUUGUCACUGGACCCAAUGUAGGUACCUUUUUGUUCAAACCACAGCGAAUCCAGCCGGAACCAACGUCAAACAAACCACAAAUAAAAAAACUCAGGGAGGAGGUAUAUACGAAGUCCCGAAGUUUAUACAGGAUCCAGAAUGGAUUGCCACGGGCCCAAAGAAAACACGUCUGGACAUACCCCAAUAUGCGAUACGCUUUACACACGAAGUACCGGCGGGUUCUUUCACCGCGGAUAUGGAGGAACCUGAGAUGAUCACUAGUGACGAAGAUGAACAAGACGCCGAAUUCCUCUCUCGUGAUGACGGCGCCUCUGCAACGAAGCUAACAUGCGAAACCAAUUUUUGCCCUGGAACCCUUGACUUCUCUACGCUUCCGCUGUUGGCGGAACCCUCAUUUGCAACUGGUACAGCUCAAAAGGCUCUUGGAUUGGAGCUCAAGAAGCUGGAGAAAGUUCAAUCAUCGACACCUCUUCACCAACUCGGUUGGUAUAUCGAUUUUGACAAAAUCGAUAACAUGUUCCAGUGGAUCGUGGAAUUACACUCUUUCGACCCAGAUUUACCUCUUGCGAAGGACAUGGAAUCAGCAGGCGUUACCAGUAUUGUCCUGGAGCUUCGCUUUCUGCGUGGCUUUCCAAUGUCACCGCCGUUUGUGCGCGUUAUUCGCCCUCGGUUCCUCCCGUUCAUGCAUGGCGGUGGCGGUCAUGUCACAGCUGGAGGAGCUAUGUGCAUGGAGCUUCUCACGAAUUCAGGCUGGUCUCCAGCCAACGAUAUAGAAAGUAUUUUACUGCAGGUCCGCAUGGCUAUUUGCAGCGUCGACCCCCAACCAGCACGACUAGAGAAACCGCUCAACAAGAAUAGGCAAUAUAGCGUCGGAGAGGCAAUCGAUGCGUACAUCCGGGCCGCUGCAGUACAUGGAUGGGAAGUUCCCGAUGACUUCCGUAGCAUGUCUGCCUAAAGACUAUAUACCAAACAGCUGCUCGUGGUCGAGGGCUAGUUUUCGCGCUCGCCUACUUGGUUUGCAUGCUUUAUUUGCAUGAUCUACGCACAAGAUGAUGGCCACCAGUCUAGCUUGCCUUGGUGGAUGGUGUGCAACAUUGUGUGUGGACAGUAGCACGUAACAAAUAUACGGACUCUGUACUUCUACACAUAAGAAGCCACGGCAGAUAGACAAUAGGUAUACGAGGCGGUGAGUUCGCUAGUGGAUUGUAAGUUACAUAUAUAUCUACGCGAGGUGGUGGUUAGGACAUUUAUAGACAAUAGGAAAAACAAAAAAAACAUACGUGAAACAGACAAAUGCCGAAUUUCUCCUUGUGAUUGCUGAAUGUGCUCGGAUAUUGUUACAAUGAGUCCAUCGAAAUAUUUAUUAGUCGGCAGUCAGUCAGCAAGGAUACGCCUUCAAUAAAAAUGUUA